UGCGCCACCACGUGGUCAUCAUCACCAUACCACGUGUUCACAGUGCGCCUGCUCCUGCGAUACAUCCGGCCGGUCCCUAUCAAUCGAUCAGAGAGAGGAAGAUGGCGGUGGAUGGAGUUAGCGGUGCAGGAUCGAUCACCGAAAAACUCGAUUGGGUUUGCUUUUCUUAACUGAGGCAAACACUCCCAAACACCGCCUGGUGCAGCAGUUUGUACUCGGAGUGAAGAAGAGACAACAGAGAGUGCUCCACAGAGCCUGUGCCUGCCUGCCAGCCUCCUCCGCCAUCCUCUAGCCUUCAGGACGAUGGAGUUCCCAUGGCACAGUGGGAAGGUUCUGGAGCAGCUUAACCGACAGCGCAAGGAGGGCCUGCUGUGUGACUGCACCUUUGUUGUGGAUGGGGUGGACUUUAAGGCCCACAAAGCUGUGCUGGCGGCCUGCAGUAUCUACUUCCGCACCCUCUUCCUGGACCAGAAAGAUGUGGUGCAUCUGGACAUCAGCAAUGCUGCAGGUUUGGGUCAAGUCCUGGAGUUCAUGUACACAGCCAAGCUGAGUUUAAGUCCACAGAAUGUGGAAGACGUGCUGGCUGUUGCAAACUUUCUACAAAUGCAAGAGAUUGUAAAUGCCUGCUCUGCAUACCAGUCAAUGGCAAAUCCAGCUCCUUCACUCAUAACACUGGAUUUCACCGUUGAAAAAACAGGUGAAAGGGAGCAGAAGGAGGAGCUGGAGACUGACCUGGCACAGGUGGCAUCACAGGCAGAGGAGACUCCUUCCUGCACCACCACAGAAGAUAAAGAAGCCACACAAAAUCAGGACAAUUUAACGGAAGACAUCUCUACUGAAAUACAACAGACUGAUUCUCAGCCCAGUCCCGCCAGAACCAACCCAGGCAGAGGACGACCCCCCAAAACCACUCCCCCUUCUUCUCAGAAGAAGAUAGUUGCAAAGGAAGGAGGAAGUGCUGCACAAGAUGCACCUGGAUUUCAGGAUGACCCCUCUGACGCCGACUACAUGCCUAAGUCACAGUUGAAACCUGCUGGCAGCUCAUCCUACAUGAGCUCACGAGGAAGAAGAAUCAGAAAGCGUCCUCGACGAAACUUCCCACCUGACAAUGACUCGGAGGAUGAAGGCACAUCAAAGACCAAACCUGAGAAGAAGGUGGCGGAGCCAGCAGAGGUGGCUGAAGAACAGGAGGACGACUCUGGAGAGAUUGCCGAUGGGGCAGCUGAUGAUGAAGAUGAUGGUGGAGAUGAAGAUGGCGAGGUCAGCGGGCAGGUGGGAGGAGUCGAUUCGGGCAGCGAGCGAGAGGGGAGACAAAACCAGUCAGCGUCAAUGAGCAGCCGAUCCGAGUCAAAGCCUUACAGCUCGGUGACACACAAAUGUGAGGACUGUGGGAAGAAAUUCACCCACACUGGUAAUUUCAAGAGACACAUGCGUAUUCACACGGGAGAGAAGCCGUUCAGCUGUCGGGACUGCAACAAGGCUUUCUCUGACCCAGCAGCCUGUAAAGCCCAUGAGAAAACACACAGCCCUCUGAAGCCGUACUGCUGCUCUACCUGUGGGAAGAGUUACCGUCAGAUCAGCCUGCUCAAUCUGCACCGCAAACGCCACACAGGUGAAGCACGUUACAGCUGUGACGUGUGCGGCAAGCUCUUCACCACAUCUGGAAACCUGAAGCGCCACCAGCUGGUGCACAGCGGCGAGAAGCCAUAUCACUGCGACUUCUGUGAGAAGGCCUUCUCCGACCCCACUGCCAAGAUGCGACAUCUGGAGACACACGACACAGAGAAGGGCAACAAGUGUCCACACUGUGAAAAACGCUUCAACCAGUUGGGGAAUCUGAAGGCUCACUUAAAAAUCCAUAUUGCAGACGGGCCUCUGAAGUGCAAAGAAUGUGGCAAACAGUUUACUACUUCAGGAAAUCUGAAGAGACACCUGCGGGUUCACAGUGGGGAGAAACCGUACGUCUGUGUGCACUGUCAGAGAGCUUUCAGUGACCCUGGAGCUCUGCAGCGGCAUGAGCGCAUCCACACAGGAGAGAAACCCUGCGUCUGUCUUAUCUGUGGCAAAGCCUUCACUCAGGCCAGCUCGCUCAUCGCGCAUGUCCGCCAGCACACGGGGGAGAAGCCUUAUGUGUGUGAUCGCUGUGGCAAAAGGUUUGUGCAGUCCAGUCAACUGGCCAAUCACAUUCGCCAUCACGACAACGUUCGUCCACACAAGUGUCACAUGUGCAACAAGGCAUUUGUUAAUGUUGGAGACCUGUCGAAGCACAUCAUCAUACACACAGGUGAGAAACCUUUCCUGUGUGAUAAAUGCGGCCGAGGGUUCAACCGGGUGGACAACCUACGCUCCCACGUUAAGACUGUCCACCAUGGCAAGGCCGGCAUGAAGCGACUGGUUGUAGCCGGGGGCAGCGCAGAUGAGGGUGCUGAUGGGUGCACGGGGACAGCCACCUCUGACAGCGAGAUCAACAUUGUUACCGUUACCACAGAGGACAUUGUCACCUUGGCAACAGAGGCCCUGGCAGCCAGUGCUGUAGCUCAGCUGACAGUUGUUCCAGUGGCUGCUUCAGUGUCUGCAGAUGAGACUGAGGCUUUGAAAGCUGAAAUCACCAAGGCAGUGGAGAAAGUGCAAGAAGCAGACCCCAACACCCAGAUCUUGUAUGCCUGUGAUUCAUGUGGUGAUAAAUUCUUGGAUGCAAGCUCCUUGGCCCAGCACGUACGCAUCCACACAGCUCAGGCCUUGGUCAUGUUUCAAGCAGAUUCAGACUUCUACCAGUAUACCACAGCCACCACAGCUGAGGGGGACACUGCCACAACAUGGCAACCCACAACUGAGCAGGUCAUCCAGGAGGGGGAACUGAUCUUCCCUGCUCAAGACGGAGAGGGAGAAGCAGAGGGAGAGGGAGGGAUGGUGGUGGAGACACAAGAGCAAGUAGAAGAAGGGUCAGCAGGGGUGAUUCAUGAGGAGGGGAGGGAGGUUGGAGAGGUGGAAACCCACACUGAGCUCCAAACAGAGGGAAAAGAAGCUACAGCAGAGGUAGAGGAGGAAAAAGAAGAGGAGAUGGAAUGUGAGAGUCAGGCGUAGUGAAGGGUGUAUGAAAUAUUGUUUGUGACAGAAAAUUAAUACAGGAGGAGUGAAACACAAGAAAUUAAGUGAGCUGAUGAAGUCUCAGAGUUUCAGCAUCCCAUGAUGUUAAAAUAAACUUUAUUUAAACUGGAUUCACAACAUAUAACAUUUUUUAAAACAAUUUUAUCUUAAGAUGUAUGGUCAUAAAUCAUGUUCUUUACACUCCUUACUCCGACAAAUGAGCUGAGGGUCAGUGAUUUGGUCAUUAUAUUGUAGAGUAUUCUUUCAGAGAUGGUUAUACUAUGUAUAGUUUGUUUAUUUUUAGACUGAAAUGCAGAAUUGUGUAUGGUCCUUUGUAUAAAACAUUUAGAUCACAGUUCAGUCUUACCUAAUAUAACUUAAAGACCUCUGUGUUAUUUUUUCAUUUCACACAGGUGAGAUAUGUACAUUUUCCUUAAACAGUCGAGAUAUUUUAUUGUACGUAAUUGAAGUAUUUUCAUGGAAAGCACAUUAUACACAGAUUAUUUACAUGACAUGUAGGGGUACUACAGCUUUAAAUGGGGGUAAUUGUCACCUCUUCCUUUUUCCAAGAGGGAGGUUCAUGUUCUGGCAAACACUGUAAAUGCUGUGCAUGUGUAAUAUUUGCAUAUUUGUUAUGUGUCCCCUAAAAGUCUUAUUACCUCUGAUAAAAGAUUUUAAAAAAAUAUUUGUGGUGAUGACAAACUUUUUUUUUCCUUUAAUUGUAAACUGAUUACACUGGACUGAAGACAGUUUCCUGUCACCAUUAGUUUCAUGUCCUUUUUUGUCUGUUCAUAUUAGCACCUACAAGAUGCUCUGUUCAGUAACAUUAUUUAGUCUCACUGGAAAUCAUCAUCACAUCAAUAAAGAAUCAUCACAGUCA
Molecule: messenger RNA, 3967 nt
Organism: Lates calcarifer (barramundi perch)
Lineage: Eukaryota; Metazoa; Chordata; Actinopteri; Centropomidae
Gene: zbtb17
Product: zinc finger and BTB domain containing 17
Exons: 15
Coding region: 304-3084 (926 amino acids)
Biological process (GO): regulation of transcription by RNA polymerase II
Cellular component (GO): nucleus
Molecular function (GO): DNA-binding transcription factor activity, RNA polymerase II-specific; protein binding; RNA polymerase II cis-regulatory region sequence-specific DNA binding
Source: RefSeq, a predicted model, not a curated record